GAGAGACAGAAAGAGAGACAGAAAGAGAGAGAGACAGACAGAAAGAGAGAGUAACUCCACGUGUCUGUGUUUCUCUCGCAUUUGUCACCCGCCUCAGCUUUACCGGUCAGUCUGUCAGUCGAGGUUCCCCUCUCUUUUCUUUUCUGCCCGGUUCUUGUUUUAUAGUUUGUGUGUAAUGGCACGUCAGAGCUCCUUCACCCUGCUCCUGCUGCUCCUGCUGGGCCUGACGCUGCGGCUCUCCCUGGCCCAGGAGGAGGAGGUUCCGGGGGCCGCAGACGCCCCGGCGCAGCCAGCAGCUGUGGUUACAGAAGGGGGAGAGGAGGAGGACGAGGACUGGGGCCUGGACUCGCUCAGGGGGAGCUUCCAAGCGGUCAACGGCUAUUUCGACUCCAUGCUGGAGUUUCUGGGCGGACGCGACGGAGUGUGCCAGCACAAGUGCCGCUAUGGUAAGGCCCCAGUGCCCCGUCCUAACUACGAACACCCCCCACCAGAUGGCUGCAGCUUAUCUUCCUGGGACUACAGUAAGGUGGACCUGGGGAUUCCUGCUAUAACCAAGUGCUGUAACCAGCUGGACCUGUGCUACACCACCUGUGGCUCUAACAAGUACCGCUGCGACUCCAAAUUCCGCUGGUGCCUUCACAGCAUCUGCACCGACCUCAAGAAAAGUCUGGGACUGAUGUCAAAGGUUGAAGCAUGUGAGACAGUAGCAGACACACUGUUCAACACGGUGUGGACGCUGGGCUGCAGGCCCUACAUGAACGGCCAGCGGGAGGCAUGCCUGUGCGAGGGAGAGGAGAGGGACGAGCUCUGAGAGUCCAACUCACCACCAGCACCACCAACACAAGGACAGACAUGACGUCCCAUUUCCAUCCUGUCUCUUCUGUGUCCAUGUUUAUUGAUUUUGGCAAACAUGUUUAAAGUGACUUUUUAAGUGACUCGAUUACAGUACUAAUAGUUAAUAGUGGACACAAUGGUGUCUUCAAGAGUCUUCUGCUCUCUGACCAACUUUCAUUCUGAGAUUUAUUUUAAAUCGGUUGAAGAAGAUACAUCAUCUGAACUACAUCAGGAUGGAAAAAUAUGUCGAAUUGCACUAUGCUCAUAUUGAUAUUAUGUAUUAUUCUUGGAACAUCUCAUAAAUGUGAAAUGUG
Alosa alosa (allis shad) is the source of this 1148-nucleotide messenger RNA. Its product is annotated as group XIIB secretory phospholipase A2-like protein. Gene Ontology annotation, cellular component: extracellular region. Gene Ontology annotation, biological process: arachidonate secretion; lipid catabolic process; triglyceride homeostasis. Gene Ontology annotation, molecular function: A2-type glycerophospholipase activity; calcium ion binding. The coding region runs from base 176 to 811 and encodes 211 amino acids. Lineage: Eukaryota; Metazoa; Chordata; Actinopteri; Clupeiformes; Clupeidae. The record is from RefSeq and is a predicted model, not a curated record. The transcript has 4 exons.